Rhodamnia argentea is the source of this 595-nucleotide messenger RNA. RefSeq names its product disease resistance protein Roq1-like. Gene Ontology annotation, biological process: signal transduction. NCBI's taxonomy places the organism in Eukaryota, Viridiplantae, Streptophyta, Magnoliopsida, Myrtales, Myrtaceae. The record is from RefSeq and is a predicted model, not a curated record. The transcript has a single exon. The coding region runs from base 35 to 595 and encodes 186 amino acids.
AAAGUCUUAAGUCCAAGAACAAAUAAAUAAGUACAUGAGAGCAGGAGUUGGGAACCCAUUCAUUCAGAUAGUAAACAUUCUGCGGAAGCACGCGCAUCAACCAUCAGCGCUUUCGAUGGCCGCUUCUUCUUCGAAUCUGAAAAGAAAUUACCAUGUGUUCCUGAGCUUCAGAGGCACGGAUGUGCGUAACUGCUUCGUCGGUCAUCUCUAUGCCGGUCUAGACCAUACAGGAAUACACACUUUUGUGGACAGCGAGGAGCUCAGAAAAGGAGAGCAAAUAUCGCCGGCGCUUAUGAAGGCGAUCGAGGGGUCGCGCGCUGCGAUCAUCGUUUUCUCCGAGAACUAUGCUUCCUCACCGUGGUGUUUGGAAGAGUUGGCCAGAAUUAUGGAGUGCCAGGAGCAAAGAGACCUCAAGGUCUUUCCCGUGUUUUACAAAGUUGAACCCAGAGAAGUGAGAACACCAAGAGGGAGUUACAGAGAAGCUAUGGCUGAAUAUGAAUUAAAGUUCGGAAAGGGUUCGGACAUAGUGAAGAGAUGGAAGAAGGCUCUCUCCAACGCUGGUAGCUUGUCUGGGUGGAAUUUCCAUGAGGGGUAA